AUGUCGACCUGUGUACGCUUCGCGUACGCCGCACUUAUCCUGGCGGUAAACACUGCCGCCGUCCUCUCGGUUGGACGAAAUAGUCCGGACGCCUGCUUGAGGCUUCUGCUCGACGUAGACACCGGCGUAGACGAUGCCCUUGCAAUCACGCUGGCGGCGAGGCUCUCGAACGUGUGCAUCGAAGCCAUCACCGCGGUCGCGGGAAACGCCGACCUGAAUACCGGCUACGACAACACGCUUAGGACACUGAAUGUCAUCGACCGAACGAAGGUGCCAGUUUACAAAGGUGCCGACAGACCAGUCGAUGGCCACUGGGACACUGAGAAGACAUACUUCGGUCCUGACAACUUCGGAGGCGUCAGUGCGCAGUACCCGAUGUCGAGGAACCCAGCUGGCGAUCCCCAGACUCCCGGAUACAUCAAAAUGAUCGAGCUGGUGAAGAAGAACCGAGGACAACAAACGCUCGUCUUGAUGGCCCCUUUGACAAACUUGGCCAUCGCGCUGCUCGCGGCGCCAGACAUUUCUGAGGGCAUCCGGCAUAUAUACAUCUUGGGUGGAACCCUUUAUGCGAAAGGCAAUGCCAAUCCUACUGCGGAAUUCAACUUUUUCACGGAUCCUGAAGCAGCGUUGGUUGUUCUUGACAGAGCCACAUGUCCCAUAACUAUUAUUCCCUGGGAGGCAGCCCUUCAGGCAACUGUGCCAUGGAACACCUACUACAGCAUCACGAACAAGUCGGGCAAGCUUCAGAAGUUUCUGCGGGACAUCACGACUCACACUGUUCAGUGCUGCCUGAGCGGAGGCCAGAGUCCGGGCGGCUUCAGCGUGGGAGACUUCCUCGCGGUUCUCGCAGCAGCGGUUCCCGAGAGCGUCACCAAAACUCUGGAGCAUCGCGUGAACGUCGAGAGGUGCGGCGAGUACACGAGAGGCCAACUUGUCCACGCGUGGGAGCCCAAGAUCCUGCCGGAAGUGAAACGCAACGUGACGAUCGUGGAAAGCUUCGACGUCGGCAUUGUCGAAAAGUACUUCAAAUAUAGUUUCGACCCAACUGGAGCGUGAAAUAAAUGAACUGCUCCUUUCAGAACAA
Messenger RNA from Dermacentor silvarum, 1084 nucleotides. RefSeq names its product pyrimidine-specific ribonucleoside hydrolase RihA. The transcript is spliced from 4 exons. The record is from RefSeq and is a predicted model, not a curated record. Gene Ontology annotation, molecular function: hydrolase activity, hydrolyzing N-glycosyl compounds. Bases 1 to 1056 code for a protein of 351 amino acids. NCBI's taxonomy places the organism in Eukaryota, Metazoa, Arthropoda, Arachnida, Ixodida, Ixodidae.